AUGCCCUGCGCGCGAAAGAGGACGGACAUUCACCAUGUCUUCGUACUCCUUGAAGUCUUCAUAGACGGAGAGCUCGAGGAGGCCCUCAAUGAUAUCGAACAGUCACCAAGUCUUGCUCCGCCUUUAAGUCCUACACCUCUAGACAGAGAGGUGAUCAAAGUGAAGCUCCAGGACGGCGUCCAUUCCCUCACUUAUUCGAAAUUAUAUCACACUCUUGCCAAUGGUAUACCCAUGGUAGUCUCCGGCAUUCGUCCCGGGGAUCGUAACCUCAUGCCGCAGUAUUUUAUCCGCAAUCAUGGCGAGACCACAGUCACACUUACCAAUACAAAGACGGGUGCACAGCGUAGAGUUGCGUUGAAGGACUUCAUGAGUAAGUUCGGAGAGCCUACAGACCCGGCGAACCCUGAAAAACUCCAAGACUGGCCUCCGACGGCCGAUUUCGCCGUGAAGUUUCCAGAAAUAUUUGACCUUUUCGAGGAUUGUCUGGUAGGGCCGUGGAUCACAUCACGAAGAGGACCCCUCAACCUUGAGAUCAACAUGCCCGUAGACUCUUGCCCGCCAGAUACGGGUCCUAAGGCGUAUCUCGCUCACGCCGCAGCAGGAGGAACCACUACUCGCCUUCACGGUGAUAUAUCGGACGCGGUCAAUAUCAUGUUCCAUGCAGAAGGCGGCUCGGAAGGGGGCGCGUCGUGGACGAUGAUUGAUCGCGAAGACAUGCCCCGCGCUGCAGAGUUGCUGCGCGGAUGGAAACAAGGUUCCUUCGGGAGCGGCCAUCCGAUUCAUUCUCAACAGCUCAACCUUACAGCGAAGGAUAUCCAAGAUCUGAAGGCAGAGCACGUGCGAGUUUGGACCUUCGAUCAAAGACCAGGAGACGCGGUCUUUAUACCGGCUGGCGUCGGCCACCAGGUCACCAAUCGCACUCCAUGCGUCAAGAUCGCCGUCGACUUCGUAAUCGGGCCCAAUCUUGAGUACACGCAACAGAUCACCGAGGAGCUACGCCAACAUCGUUUGGAUUGCGGAGACACUGUGGCAGAAGACGUGCUUCAACUAUCCGCGAUGUGCUGGUGGACAUAUAAACGUUGGAAAGUUGAAGACCUCGCUCAUAUACGCUCGGAUCCAUCUUCUGACCCAUGGACAUCGCCGUAUUCCGCCGCCCCCGCUUAUAUGCCGGUUUCUUACGCUGCCAAUGAACGCGUCUCUGCUUCGGCUUCUGCAGACGUCUCUGCUUCGGCUUCUGCAGACGUCUCUGCUUCGGCUUCUGGCGACACAGCUGCUAAUCUCGAUAACCCUGGCGCCCCUCCUAGCCCCCCUCCUAGCCCCAGCCGUGAACCCGAGUCGUGUGUUUCUGAUGCUUGCAUGGAGGAGACACCAUCUGGCGUGUCUCAGGAAGCAUCUGAUUGGUCGUCAGCCGUCAAAACAUCGCAUGCUGCUGCCUAUACACUGGAAACUGUCCCACCAUCGCCAUCGCACCAUCAUGUAACUCUGAUGCCGCCACAGAAUCUCUCGAUGAAACGCAGUGCGACUGAACCACUGACGAGGACACAAAAACGACGUCUUAAGAAAGCGAGAUCAGCUCGUAAUCGGUCAUUGGCAGACGAGGGAAAGACUUUGAGGUGCCCUGUUGGCGCUUGCAAGCGUGCGGAGGACGACUUUAAGCGGCAAGAUCUGCUCAAUCACUUGUAUGUGAUCGUGUAUAUGUCGAUCCUGCAAGAGCUCACAAUUGGUGUCAAUUAG
This is a messenger RNA of Peniophora sp. CBMAI 1063, 1734 nucleotides long. The record is from the annotation of a GenBank genome assembly. NCBI's taxonomy places the organism in Eukaryota, Fungi, Basidiomycota, Agaricomycetes, Russulales, Peniophoraceae.